Messenger RNA from Homarus americanus (American lobster), 6847 nucleotides. Its product is annotated as anoctamin-7-like. Bases 1595 to 4783 code for a protein of 1062 amino acids. The transcript is spliced from 21 exons. Gene Ontology annotation, molecular function: protein dimerization activity; chloride channel activity. Gene Ontology annotation, cellular component: plasma membrane. Gene Ontology annotation, biological process: chloride transmembrane transport. NCBI's taxonomy places the organism in Eukaryota, Metazoa, Arthropoda, Malacostraca, Decapoda, Nephropidae. The record is from RefSeq and is a predicted model, not a curated record.
GUUUUGCCGCAUACACUAGUUUUCCUAUGACCCUUAACUGGGGGGUGCCACUGCAUGCUCAAAUUUACCCGGCAGCUUGGCAGAAUACUGCUGACCCUUUGAAACUAUAAUAGUAGGUGUCUGUAUCCCCACAAGUGUCCGUAAUACAAGAAUUUCCCAGCAUUUGUAAUUAAGUCAGCAGCUCAGGCGGGCACGUUAAGGUUGGAACUGAAUAGUGAAGUUAACAUACAGUAUUUGGACACUGGCUAAGUGGCUGUACUCGGUUGGUAUAACUUGAUUUAUUGCAAGCGACAGUUUCAGAGAGAUUUCCUCCAUGUCAGGCACUAAAAGAGUAGUAACACCUACAAACAAUGCAGUCAAUUAUUUAUAUAUCCCUUUGGCUGCGGGCCAUUACCCUAAGCUGAAUAAAAUCGUCUGGUGCUAGCUAGACCAAAACGGAAAGUGUGGGAAUCGCAGCAAAAAGGAUAUACAAGGUUAAGGUUUUGUGUGUAAUGAAAAAAAAAAAUAAAUCAUAGGCUAUUUUGGGGGGUAGGUUUGGGGUGCGGGAUGCAAUGGAAUUGUCACUGUAGUUCCCGACGUGGCAACUCUGGCUCCACCAGGCAGUCCGGGUUGAACCGUGGUGGAGAGAGGAUGGACCUACUCGGCGCUACUAUCGUCCAGACAUAAGCGCCCUCCCUGCAAACAAAUGUUUACUCGUCACUUCUUUGCCCGCUUGGUUUGUUUAAUGUGUAACAAAAACAAACAAACAUUCACGUCUUCAGGGUGGUUUGUAGAAGUGUGUGGUUACAGUGUUGGCGUGUGUAUUGCUGUGUAGAGCAUGACAAUUGUCGAAAAUUACCCUGGACGAUCCCUCGCCCUAUAGCCCUUCUUUCAACACAACCUACGUUAAAUCAUGACGCAAGGAAAACUACAAGACUUGACCAGCGACCUGAAGAACGUGUCCAAGGAGUGAGUCAGCUCAAGACGAGUGGUGAGGAGUCACUUGAAGACGUGGAUGGCACGUGGAUGGCGGAUUAGUUCAAGACGUGAGCAGUGAGUCAGUUCAAGACGAGUGGUGAGUCAGUUCAAGACGAGUGGUGAGUCAGUUCAAGACGUGAGCAAGCAGUGACUGAAUCUCCAUCCUCAAAUAAGUCAUGAAUCGAAACACAAGUCGAGGCGUCGCUCAGGAAGACAGAUCAAGUCACGGGCCACGUGUGAACCUUCCAACAAAUGGUUCAUAUAUCCGGAGCUUCGAUGGUUCACUCUGGCUACCGUAAGAACCAAGAGACUACCACUGCUCUUUGGUUCAGUGUUGGAUGAACCCCUCAAGUGUGAAGAACCAAAGACAAUCACUCCCAUAAUGGCUUUCUUCAUUAUUGUAUUGAUGUAAUAAUAAAACGCAAUAACCUGAAGCGUAAGACAUCGUCAUUAGUAUUAACCAACCAAACCAAAGACAUGAACGAGACUCCGACAGGCAACAUAAAUCUACAGGUGAAGACAUAAACGCCUCCCUAGUAGAUAUAAGACAUCGAUGCAAGAAGAACUUGAUAAGAUAUUGAUGCAGAAGAACGCCCUCUGACAACCUCACGAUCAUCACACCAACCCCACCACCAAGAUGCCGUUCGGAACGAGACAGAGUGAGCGGUAUGAGCUGAACGGGACAGGGCAGCUCCAGCGGGACAGGACCUACGGCAGCAUAGUGAGGGACCGGACCUACGGUAGUAUCGGCAGCUACUCCAACGUGGACCCCGAGGCGCACUGUAACUUCAUCAACGAGGACGAUCUUGACUUCCACCACGGAGGCGAUUCAGACAGCUGGCGGAGUAGCGGUGGGCUGGGUCAAACGCGUCCUUCUACCCAGAACAUACAAGAAGACGCCACCACCUUCUUCAGGGACGGCAGGAGAAGAAUCGACUACGUGCUGGUUUACGAGGAUGUCGCGGGAACCUCUCGUAGGACUGGCCGGGAGGAUAAUAAGGAUGUCAGCAGGACACUCUCGGCCAGCGAGAAGCGUUCACGUAAACACGACGUUUGGCGACAGCGAUUUAUGACGUCACUGAUGAAGGCGGGGCUACACAUGGAGGAGGAGACGGAGGAGACGGGGAAGAAAGUGAUCUGUUUCAUCAAGUUAAGCGCCCCCUGGCCUGUCCUCUGUCACUUUGCUGAGGAGCUCAGUAUGAGAGCCCCAUUACAGGUUCUAAUGGCCGGUGUGUUGCAAAACAUAAGACGAGUUGACCACCCAAUCCUUCCUGCACACAACAACCCCUCCACCAACUGGUCUGAAGUCAUCCUUGAGCGGAUCCGUCUCCCUAACCUGAUGGCCGAGGAUGUACCCAAUAAACCUCUCGAUUACUUCACCUGCGCCUUCAAGAAGUCCAAAAUAGACAGAAAAGUCAUAACCAAGUUCCUGGGAAGCGACAAUCCUGACCAGUACUUCACCAACACCCAGAGGUCGAGGAUUGUGCACGAGAUCCUCUCCACGGCGACCUUUGGUAAGAGGAAGAAGGGCGAGAUAGGCAUCGAGAGGCUGGUGGAGGAAGGUGUUUAUAAUGCUUCCUUCCCUCUCCAUGAUGGGCCGUACGAGUAUCCUGUUGGAUGUCGCGACCCAACACGGCUCAACCCCCGCCAGGUGCUGUACCACUACUGGGCUCGCUGGGGGAAGUGGUACAAGUAUCAGCCUCUUGACCACAUCAGGGAAUACUUCGGCGAGAAGAUUGGUAUUUACUUUGCCUGGCUAGGUCUGUACACUGGAUGGUUACUGCCAGCAGCCAUCGUGGGUCUGCUGGUGUUCCUCUACGGGGUGUUCACCAUCAACUACAACACUCCGGCCAAUGAGAUCUGCAACAACCCUGGAACCUUCAAUAUGUGUCCACUGUGUAACGAGAAUCUUGGCUGUGUGUUCUGGGAUCUAAAUGAUAUCUGUGUCAAUGCCAGGAUCUCCUACCUCUUCGACCAUCCCGGCACUGUAUUUUAUGCCAUAUUCGUGUCGUUCUGGGCUGUGUCCUUCCUGGAGUACUGGAAGAGGAAGAGUGCCUCCCUCGCCCACCACUGGGACUGUCUGGACUUCCAGGAGGAGGAAGAACGACCCCGGCCAGAGUUUGCUGCCAAGGCCCCGUGUCAAGAGAAGAACCCCAUCACAGGCGUCCGUGAACCUUCCUUCCCAAAGUCUAUCAGAACCAAAAGGAUCAUGGCGGGUGUUGGCCUCAUCUUUAUCAUGAUGAGUUUGGUGAUCAUCUUCAUCGUCGCUGUCAUCAUCUACAGGGUGUUAGUGUCCAUCCCUCUCUUCCGUAGUGACGCUCUCAGGUCACAGGCUCAAGCAAUAUCUUCACUCUCAGGCGCUGUUGUCAACUUCAUCAUCAUCAUGUGUAUGGGUAGAGUGUAUGAAAAGCUGGCCUAUAGACUUACUACCUGGGAGAUGCACCGGACACAGUCAGAGUUUGAGGAUAAUCUCACCUUCAAGGUUUUCAUCUUCCAAUUUGUCAACUUCUAUUCGUCCAUCUUCUACAUCGCUUUCUUCAAGGGUCGCUUUGUUGGCUACCCGGGCCACUACCACCAGAUUCUUGGACUACGUAAUGAGGACUGUUCGGCUGGUGGCUGCCUGAUCGAGCUGGCACAACAGCUGGCAGUGAUCAUGAUUGGUAAACAAGUGGUGAACAAUGCCCAAGAGAUCCUUGUCCCCAAAGCUAAGGCGUGGUGGCACAAGAAGCAGGUAAAAAUGCGUCACAAAGCCAGAACCCGGUGGGAGGCGGACUACCAGCUGAUUGACAACGAGGGACUCUUCCAAGAGUAUCUUGAGAUGGUGCUGCAGUUUGGCUUCAUCACCAUCUUCGUGGCAGCCUUUCCACUAGCACCACUCUUUGCACUUCUCAACAACUGGGUGGAGAUCCGACUUGACGCACAGAAAUUUGUUUGUGAGACCCGACGAGCCGUGUCUGAACGUGCACAAAAUAUUGGCAUCUGGUUCACCAUCUUGGACUUCAUGGCUCAUCUUGCCGUCAUCAGUAACGCUUUCCUCAUCGCCUUCACAUCAGAGUUUCUGCCGCAGCUGUUGUACAAGUAUGAAUAUGACUGGUCUCUCACUGGCUACGUCAACUUCACUCUGGCUACUGCACCCAACAACACCCUCACUAAGGAGUGCAGGUACCGCGGCUACCGAGACUCCCACGGCAACCACACAUUAUUCUUCUGGCGGCUGCUAGCCAUCAGGCUGGGCUUUGUCAUUGCCUUUGAGCAUGUGGUGUUUGGGGUUUGUCGCCUGAUUGACAUCUUGGUGCCAGAUGUUCCUCAGAGUCUUGAGAUAAAGAUGAAGAGAGAGCGGUACCUGGCCAAGCAGGCCCUGGCUGACUCUGACACUAUCAUGAAGGUUGCCCAGGGGAAAGAUGAUGAUGAGGAUGAUAUUGCUGCCACAAAUGAUAUCAACAUUGCCAUGAACGAUGGUGAGUCUACAUCUGUAGCGAUCCCUCCUACUGCCCCCAUCCCCACCACCCAGCCCACACCUCCUGUCAAAGGAUCUCCGACAUUCUCUUCGUACGACUUUGAAAACGCGAGGGUGUCUCCAACAACGACCCCAUACACCAAGAUGUCUCCCUCCAGCCGACCGUCAUCAUAUGCCAACAGCUCCAACACCGACACUCCAUCCUCAUCAUCUUCCCACUCCAAGAAUCAGUAUUCGUCUUUCAGCAACAAAAGUCCUCCGUGUGGCCCCUCCAACGGCAACAACGGAGGCACGUCAGAAGCCCCCUCUUCUAAGAGUCGCCACAGCUCCCACUUCACCCACAAGUUACCCCCGCGUCCUCCGAUAUAACAGUCCACCGCCCUCACCCGUCCCAUCGUCGUGUACAAGCAAACAUCGGUGUAACGAGCUUCUGCACGACGCACUUGAGUUGUUCUUUGGUUGAGGCGCUCUGGUGUUGUCUUAGAAUGUAAGAAUUGGAUGAAGACAAGCCAAGAUAUAUACUGAGGAUUAGAUUUAUGGAUAAUGGUAGUACAGUAUAAGUGUAGUGCACUGACAUAUCAGUUAUAAAGGAGAGCAGAAUAAUCUCCCUCACCCGAGGUCUGGAGAAGGCCAAGAAAUGUUCCUCUCCGAUAAUGAUAAGAAUAUUAAGUUGGGUCGUCUCCCACGUGCACAAUACACCUGGGGUAAUAUAACACUUAGGUUGUUCAUCCUCCAACACAAAGAUGCUCGAGUGCCUUGUUGUUUCUUCUCUAUGUUUAUGGUUUAUAGUGACUGACGGGUGGCGGCUGUGUCUUGACUCCUGUCACUAUUGUUGACAAAAAGUACAGUUGUCUGAUCGAGGAAAUAUACAAGAAUUAUGAAAAUUUUAAUAAAGUUCCAUGUCAACUAUUUGAAGAAUCUCUAUAUGUAGGAAUCUAUGCUAAUUAUAUAAAUAAUUUCACCAUAAAGUUCUUUACUGAUCUACAUUAAAUGUAAGUGAAUGUUGAACAGUUUACAUAAUCUUUCUGUACCGGGUGAACAUUGAACAGUUAAAUUAUACAAUAAAACACCUGAACUCUUGAAUUAGAUAGUCAGGUUUGUCAUAUAUCGUUGGUACAAGAUGAACAGCUGCCUCCACCUGGUACCGCACCGCUACCAGUAUUGUUGGUAGGUGAGCAACAACAGCCACAUUUUGGCUGAGGAAACGUAGAAAUAAUGCAGGUUAUUGUGGACUACAAAGGCUCCUUUAUGGUGACACACUUGAGGUGGUCCAUACACUUUAUCUACCUUGGACUAAACCUGAGCAAUAUUUUACCUUUAUCAUCUGUUAUAAAUCACCAGAAAUAAAGUUUACAAGGGGUAUUACUAAUUGAUCUUUUCUUUUUAAUUAGGUGUUACACAAAGAAACUUUAACAAUAUCCAAUAAUAUUAAUAAACAAAAUGUGAAGUGUGAGAGUUGUCUUAUUAUUGAAUGAUGCUUUAGUCGUCAUCUGAUGUAUUGUACGAGUCCAGGACCUGUGGUUACACUCACCGCCUCACGUGUGUCACACUCGGCCUCGGUUCACACAACAAAUUCGUGAUAAAACUGAUAUAAUUUCAAUAUUUCUCAUUCCUAGUGCUCUUGUUUAGUUCUACUGAGCUCUACAAUAACCGCCAUGUUACAUAUAAGUCAAAUCAUCAUUCUAAUUCCUCCAUUUUAUCAUUACAUGUAUAUCACUAAUGCAUUGUUUAUAUCAGUAUUCUGAUCAUCAUAUAAUAAUAUACAACACACAAUAGUGGUCAUAUAAGACAUUUACUGUAAAUGUGAAACAUUUUAAUUUGUUGCUAAUAUUCUGCAAUCGGGAUCUAAAAGAGAAACAGACUUUCCUUUUGACACGGCUAAUAAAAACUAAACUGUAAGCAUGGUACAGUAUAGUACACCCAUUUCCUCAUCACAUGUUAAGGUAUUAGAUGCAAUAUGGACACAAAGACAGCAUCAAUUCUGUAAACAAUACAUUAUUUAAUUUAUCACACAGUUUCCCCAUUUGACCUCACACAGCUGAUGGUGAGCUGACCUUGUUGCUCUACUCACUAACCCUAAACAUCACCUUAUGGGUCGAAAUUGUCAUUCUAUACAUAUUCUUUACCUUUGAUUUGCUCAGACACACACACACACACACACACACACACACACACACACACACACACACACACACACACACACACAAAAGCUGUAUAAUCACUGACAAUGAAAUACAUGAAAGUUCACUUGCUUCUCUGUACCCUUGGUACCUCUGUCUCUCACCCCUUCAAUGUGUCUGGCAGCUGACGGCCUUGCACCCCCAGUACAGUAUUUGUCAACAGUGAGUAACAGAGAAAUGACCAACUGCCCAACCAGCUCAUGAACUGACCAAAAGGAAAGAGUAUAAGUGUAUACCAAGGUUUUCUCUCUCU